Molecule: messenger RNA, 942 nt
Organism: Aricia agestis (brown argus)
Lineage: Eukaryota; Metazoa; Arthropoda; Insecta; Lepidoptera; Lycaenidae
Product: EEF1A lysine methyltransferase 1
Exons: 3
Coding region: 146-799 (217 amino acids)
Biological process (GO): methylation
Molecular function (GO): protein-lysine N-methyltransferase activity; nucleic acid binding
Source: RefSeq, a predicted model, not a curated record
GUCAAAAAAAUAACCUAGAAAACAAUAUUCGUCGUCAGUACCUACCUAUUCAGUAACCAAAAAAGUAACUGACAUCGUUAAAAAUAUAACGUGUACGAGGUGUAAACAAUCUUUAUUUAGGGAACAGGACCACAAUUAACUUAGAAUGGACGACGAUGACGACGUACCGGCACUUUCCGCCGAAACUUUCGCAGCACUUCAAGAAUUCUACGCCGAGCAAGCGAAACGCGAGGAAAUAUUGACUAAACUCGAGUCCGAUAAUAAGCUGACGGAAAACAUAAUAUUUGAGGAGAACUGGCAACUGAGUCAAUUCUGGUACGACGAGAAAACAAUACAGGCACUGGUCCAUGUAAUAGACCAGUGUGUACAGAAUGAUGGCAGAGUUGCCCUCAUUUCCUGUCCCACUCUCUUUGUGCCUGUGAAAAGGCAAAUUGGAAGUCGAGCAACAGUAACACUUCUGGAAUAUGACAGAAGAUUUGAAAUUCACGGAUCAGAUUAUGUAUUCUAUGACUACAAUCAUCCCUUAAAGUUGCCAGCGGACCUCACUCAGUCAUGUGACCUUGUAGUGGCUGAUCCUCCGUUUCUGUCAGAGGAAUGUAUUACAAAGACAUCGGAGACAAUAAAGCUUCUAGCUAAAAAUAAGAUUGUAGUGUGUACAGGAGCUGUUAUGAAGGACCAUGUGGAAAAGAUGUUACAAACUAAAGCUUGUAAAUUUGAACCAAAACAUAGAAAUAACUUGGCAAAUGAAUUCUCAUGUUACGCUAAUUUUAACUUGGACAGCAUGUUGCAAGGGUUAUAGUAUUGAGUUGCAGUAAAUAUGAGGUACAUAUUAUAAUGUGAAUAAUGUGAUAUUAUGUUAUUGUUAAUUUUGCAAAAAUAUACUGGUUAUGAACUUUGUGUUCUAUAAUCUAUAUCAGCCUUUCCCAAAGUGGGCGAUAACGC